Durio zibethinus is the source of this 2790-nucleotide messenger RNA. RefSeq names its product F-box family protein (gene UFO). The record is from RefSeq and is a predicted model, not a curated record. Gene Ontology annotation, molecular function: protein binding. Lineage: Eukaryota; Viridiplantae; Streptophyta; Magnoliopsida; Malvales; Malvaceae.
UAGCAUUCAGAAAAACCCUGAUCCCUGGCCAUGAAAUUUUAAAACUCAAAAGCAGUUUUUGACGUUAUUCAUGAUGAAAAUGACCAAAUAACUUGCAUUUGAAACUUGGAAGUUGGAGAUGGUCUGGUCUGGUCUUGAAAAAGGAUUGGUGCAGUGUGAAUAAUCAAUGAAAAGGACACUCGUUUUGACAUUAUCACUCUAUCUGAGUUGAACUUGUCUGCUUCUGCUGCAAUGUCCUUCCUUCCUCGGCCUUGACAAGAAAACACUGAAUUGAAAGAUAGAACCAUCCGAAUCACUGCCAUUCUCUCACUAAAGAGAGGAACGUGAGAAACCAGGAGCAAAAGAGAAAAUAAAAAGAAACUCAACUCUUCCUAUAUAUACACCUGUCUCCCAACCAAAACAAUAACAUUCCAAGAAAAACUUGCAAUUGCAAAGUGGAUUUUUCAAAAGGAGUAACCAACCCUCGUGAGUUUUAAGUAGUAACUUUGUUUUCCUAGAAUUCAACCUGUCAUUUCUUUUUAGUUAUUUGUUAGCUCCUUCUCUUUCAAGUCCUACUCUCCAUUUCCACUGAAAAUAAGAGGCCCAGAAGACUGCGAGCGGCCUCUCGAUCUUGCAGUUGCCAUACCCUAAACAACUUUUUCAUCCAAAGUGGACGGUCCCUUAAAACCAUAAUCUUCAGAUUUUCCUUUCCUAUUUCGGUUCACAAAACUGUUUUGGAAUAGCUAGAUAAAGCCUCUCCUUUGACUCGAAAGUGGAAAGAGCAUUUCAUCACGCCACUAAUGCAAACCCUUUCUUCAUGAAAACAUCUGAAUCCUAGUCUAUCUUUUUUUUUUUCUGCAGGGAAAAGAAAAUCAAAAGAAAAGAAAGGAGAGAAGAUCAGGAUUAGUUUCAGCUGUAUCCAACCUAGCUAAAACAAAUCUGUUUCUCAUGGACGCCUUUAACACAUCUAUGCCGUUACCUUUUUCCUACACUUUCACUAUCACCAGCAGUAGCUGUACAACUAGCACCGACACCAUCAGCAAUCCUUGGAUGGACAGUAGGAUAUGGAGUAAACUACCACAAAGGCUGCUCGAUCGAGUGAUCGCCUUUCUUCCACCACCAGCCUUUUUCCGAGCUCGUUCCGUCUGUAAGAGAUGGUAUGGGCUCCUGUUUUCCAGCAGCUUUCUGGAAUUGUAUAUGCAAAUAUCACCACGACACCAUUGGUUUCUGUUCUUCAAGCACAAGGCACUGAAGAGCUACAUCUAUAGAAAUACCACCCCUAGUGGUGGCAACGGAGACAACAGAACCAACUUUGUAGGAUACCUCUUUGAUCCCUAUGAUAUUGCAUGGUACCGCCUUUCCUUCAACUCGGUUCCUUCUGGGUUCUCUCCAGCAUCUUCCUCUGGUGGGUUGGUUUGCUGGGUUUCUGAUGAGGCUGGCACAAAAACUCUUAUUUUAUGCAAUCCUCUAGUUGGUUCUUUAAGCCAAUUGCCACCAACACUGAGGCCCCGCCUCUUUCCUUCUAUAGGGUUAACAGUUAGCCCCACAUCUAUAGACGUCGCAGUAGCUGGAGAUGACUUGAUUUCUCCUUAUGCGGUCAAGAAUUUAUCCACAGAAAGCUUUCAUAUUGAUGCAGGUGGGUUUUACUCCAUAUGGGGCAGCACUUCUUCCCUGCCACGGCUUUGUAGCCUUGAAUCCGGUCGAAUGGUGUAUGUUGAUGGUAAGUUUUAUUGCAUGAAUUAUAGCCCAUUCAGUGUCCUAGCUUACGAUAUCGCAGCAAAUAACUGGUUCAAGAUUCAAGCUCCCAUGCGAAGAUUCCUUCGAUCACCAAGCUUGGUGGAGAGCAGGGGAAAGCUUAACCUAGUCGCUGCUGUCGAGAAAAGCAAGCUUAACGUACCAAAGAGUUUGCGACUUUGGGGCUUGCAAGCUUGUGGUACAACAUGGGUAGAAAUUGAAAGAAUGCCUCUGCAACUAUAUAUGCAGUUUGCAGAAGUUGAAGGUGGUAAUGGUUUUGAUUGUGUUGGGCAUGGAGAAUUUAUCGUGAUCAUGAUUCGAGGAUCUGACAGGGCACUGCUGUUUGACAUCUGUAGGAAGAGGUGGCAGUGGAUUCCUCCAUGCCCUUACCUUGUCAGUGGCAGUGACAACAACGAAGGGGAAGCCGAAUUGCAUGGUUUGGCUUAUGAGCCUAGACUGGCUACGCCAGUUAUCAGCCUUCUCGACCAUUUGACACUUCCCUUUCCCUCUUUUAAUGGAUGAUGGAUGAUAGAAUGUUCUAAAUUAGCUAUCUGCCCAAGUCGUAAGUAAUAUUAGUACCGAGUAUGCCCAUAUGUAUGAAGCUUUUGCUCUUUGCUUUCCUGUGUCCAAUAAUGCAUUUAGUGAAUAAAUUUCUCUUAACGACUAGUUAAACAGGCGAGAUGGGUUUGGCGAGUGAAUUUGACAGCUCAAGGCACAUGUUAACUCAGUCGUUUACUAGCACAAAACGUAUGGAGUUAUAACUUUUCAAUCGUUAUUAGAGGAGAUGACCUCUCUCUCUCUCUCUCUCUCUCUCUCUCUCUCUCUCUCUCUCUCUCUCUCUCUCUAUUUUUCCUUUUUAAUGCCAAAUGUUAGCUUCGGAGUAGAAUGUCGUUUUAAAUCAAAGCAAAUAAAAAUCCGUAACUAUCUAUUAUUGGACGUCUUAUAAGAGAUGAGCCAGAUUCGAGGCCUUGGAGUUGGAAGUCUCCUUUCUCAAUUUCCUCCAAAAAGCUUGGGCUUGACAACGCAGAGCACUCUAGGUGGCCGACAGACAUCUUCCACUUGUUGCUGGAGAGGAGA